AUGCCGAUCGACCUCGAGUUUCUACAUCCUACAGACAUUUAUGCUCUCAGACCGUGUCGCAACCCAGACGCGACGGAUCUCAUCGCUAUUGGCGGGGAACACUCGGUCGAGGUUAUCCUAGUUUCUGACACGGCCUGCCGCCGCAUCGCGUGUUUUCACGUCGGAUCGCGUAUAACCACCCUCGCAUGGUCAUCCAAAACCACCUCGCCAACAUCGACCGAGAAAUGGACCCUCGAGCUCGUCGCUGCCACCUCUGACUUUGGCCUGCAUCUGCUCACGAAAUCCUCCACGAGCUCCGAGUACAUAUUCCCCUUUGGCGGCGGGCUCAGUGGGCACCAUGGCCGCGUCAACGACAUGGUGUUCUGCGGUGGCUGGGACGAGGACAGCUCUCGAUACGUCGCGACUGUAUCCGACGACAAAAUGCUCAUGGUGUGGGACCUACACCCCGUCGUUGACCCCACGCAGGGCUCACGCACACCUUCCCCCGCCCUCGAACUCGACAUCUCCAUGUCCCCACCCAUGUCCUCCCGGCCCCAGCCCACCGCAUACGUCAUCCCCUUCCCGCACCCGCUCACCACCAUCCGCAACCACCCCGCGACGAGCAAAGAGUUCAUCGUCGCCGACGCCCGCGGCAGCAUCUUCCUCGUCGACUGGCGCUCCGACCCAGAGGAAGAGGCCUCCGCCGCAGAACUCCGCCACUCCAGCGUCAUUGAGCUCGUCGAGCCUGUCAAGCUCGCCGGGGAGAUUAUGGGCGGCAACAGGGACGCGCAGGGCAAGUGGUCCGCGUGUGUCGAUUGGAGAGUAGAUUCUAUGGAUGUUGUUGGAGGCGUGUUUGGCCAAAAAUUCGCCAUUUGGGAUAUCUCGAAACUUAGGGGCGGUCUCCCCCAUAUUACAGGCCCCAGUUUCUCUGAAGGCGGCCGUAUAUUCCGCUGGUGUCCAACUCACCCAGAUUACUUUGCCAUCUCCUCGCAGUCUCCUACAAAAGGCGCCAUUGUACAUGUCCAUAAUUACAGCUACGUGCACGCGCCGCCGACCGUGUUUACCCUCCGUCCGAAACCGCACUUUGUUCGCGACUUUGACUUUUUGGCAGCUGGUAACAUCCCCCGUUUGGUCAUCGCUGUAGGCAGAAUCUUGAUCGUGUUUCCUAUUGGCGAAGAACCAUGA
Molecule: messenger RNA, 1164 nt
Organism: Psilocybe cubensis
Lineage: Eukaryota; Fungi; Basidiomycota; Agaricomycetes; Agaricales; Agrocybaceae
Exons: 6
Coding region: 1-1164 (387 amino acids)
Cellular component (GO): nuclear pore outer ring
Molecular function (GO): protein binding
Source: RefSeq, a predicted model, not a curated record